Messenger RNA from Saccostrea cuccullata (small rock oyster), 1519 nucleotides. RefSeq lists its product as uncharacterized. The record is from RefSeq and is a predicted model, not a curated record. Lineage: Eukaryota; Metazoa; Mollusca; Bivalvia; Ostreida; Ostreidae. Gene Ontology annotation, biological process: actin filament depolymerization. The transcript has 2 exons. Gene Ontology annotation, cellular component: cytoplasm; actin cytoskeleton. Gene Ontology annotation, molecular function: actin filament binding. The coding region runs from base 88 to 519 and encodes 143 amino acids.
AAAUAUCACAUUCCACUUCCUUUAGCAAGAGGCGUAAAAUUCGGGAGGACCGACUAUCGAAGCCAAGUAACACUAUUUUUUUCGAAAAUGCCGGGUGGUGGAAUGUCUGGAGUUACUGUGGCGGAUGACGCUGUAACAGUUUAUCAAUCUUUACAAAAGAACAAAGAGCAUAGUUAUAUCAUUUUCAAGAUACAGGACGAAAAGAAAAUCAUAGUGGCGGAGACAGGGGAUAAGAGUAAAACGUGGGACGAUUUGGUCUCCCGGCUACCACCUCAGGAUGGAGCAUAUGUUGUAUACGACUUAUCUUACAAAGCCAAAUCAGGAGCAGAAAAUAACAAACCCAUAUUAAUAACAUGGGCUCCAGACAACGCAAGUAUAAAAGUAAAGAUGAUGUACUCCUCAAGUAAGGAUUCACUAAAGAAGAAACUCGGGGAGGGUUUGGGUAUUGAAAUCCAAGCCAACGACAAUUCAGAUUUGGAUUUGAAUGAAAUCAGGCAGAAACAAGAAAGUAAAUACUAGUAGACCUUGACAAACCACUAUUUGCGUAGAGUGAUCUAGACUUUGCAAAGAUGACAAAAAGCUUUUCUUGAUGACUUUUAUUUAAUAUCAUCAGUCUAGUGCUAAACUAAAUUCGAAGAUGGGGAUUCAAUGUGAUUUUAAUAUCAUGUUUUUUUUUGUUUUUUUUUACUUUUAGAAAGUGUCUCAUACUUUUUGGGCUAAAAUUUGAUUUUUCUGUAUUAAAACUGAAGUAAAUUUGUAAAGAAAUUUCAGAAUCAUGUUAUGUACACAGAAACCUUUUAGGAUUAGGUGAAUUCUUACCUUUAAGAGGGAGAAUUUUGUUUAAAAAAUUGUUCAUGUAUAUGACACUCUUAGUGCUUGUACUGUAUUACAAGGUUUUAUACACUUAUCAAGGAUUGUAAGUCCAAAUUUGUUGAAAUUUAUUGUGUACAUUGUUCCAAAGCCGGCUUAUGACAGAAACAAGUACAAGUGGUGCCAUAGAACAUAAAUGGACUGUGUUAUUAGACAGAUGAAAAUGACAAAUCUUUGUUAGACACUUUACAACAAUGAGAUAGUGAACAUGUACUCGAUUUGUAGCUUGUAAUACUUUUAAAGUGCACUGUAUACUUCUGAUUGUGAUUAUUCAUUUCAUUCUAAAUUAUUUUUUUAAUUAUUAUUAAGACAAGAAUUUGUGAAUCAGACAUAUCUCUUCAGUGGCAUAUAUACAGAGCCAGAGGUUGUUUUUUUUCAGACGUGUAUUUGCAAAUUUUACAUGUAAAAGUUGUUGGAAAUUGUUUUUUUUUUUUUCAAUGAAAUGAAAAUUAGGAAAGUAUUUUUUUUGUUAAAGUAGUUUCAGGUCAGUUUGUCCCCACCUAUAAAACAAUUGUCAAACAUGUAUUUACAGAGUAACCAAUAAUAUCGAGCUCAACUAUUUAAUAAUGUAACAUACACUGGGAUGGUAUUUUUCAUAUUCAUGUAAAUUACAAAUUUGUAUGCAAGAAUAAAAACAUUUCCAUUUGCA